AUGGAAUAUCUUAUUGCUUUUAGAAAGUUAAAGACAGAUUUUAAAUUAAAGGUGACCUCUCCUUUACAAAUUUCUCCGAAUGAAGGUACACUCAACUCCUUCGAAAAGAAGGAGAUCAAUAUUAUUUUUGCUCCUACAACUCCAGGAUACAUAAAAACGGGUAUAAUAUGUACUUUUGGUGAUGAUAAAAUACAGAAAGAUAAGUAUAUAAACAUUACGGGAUCAGGUAUACUAAGACUAAUUAAUUUUCAAUGUUUAGUGGAAAUUGCAAGACUUCGUAUCCUUGCUGAGGAUGUAACCGUUGAUGAGAAUACGAAUAAUUGUCCUAUCGUUUCCCUUUUAUUUGACAACGUAUCUACUGGUCGUUCAUCUCAAAAAACUAUUGUGGUUGAAAAUUAUUCCAAUGUUGAUAGUUUAAUAAAAAUUGAAUCACUUAGUCGAAACACUGGUUUUGAUGAAAGUACAGUAUUUCGCUCACUUUUAUCAACAGUCACUAUUCCUGCACAGUCGAAAUCACAAAUCAAUUUUACCUACACUCCAAAAAUGCCAAAAUCUUAUGAUGUGGGCUAUUUCAAAAUUUGUUCAGUAAACAAUUAUGGCGAAACAAUGAUAAAAUGUAUGGGUAAAUCAAAAGAUCUCAAUAUACAACUAUCAACAAAUUAUUGUACAUUUCCAAUUACACAAAUCGAUGAAUUACAAUGUCUAGCCGUCAGUAUAAUCAAUUAUUCAGAGUAUUCAACAGUAUAUGAAUUAAUAACUGGUCAAUUGGAAAGUUAUGAAGAUGAAACGCAUCAAUUGUGUACUGCAGUGUCAACAGUAUUCCCAAUAAUAAAAGGUUCAACAAAUGGUAUCAUUAAAUCAAAAGAAACAUUACAAAUAGUUAUUGGAUUUUGUCCACAUGUAGCAGGUCAUUUUUAUCGUCGAUUUACAUUGUUAGUUUGUAAUCAGGAACCACAAUUUUUGCAUUUACUUGGUACUUGUCAUGAUUUAAUUGAAAGACCUCAUCAUUUAAAACCAAAACAUUUAAUGAAUAUGGAUUUAUGUGGUGAGAUAAAUCAACAUAAUGACAACCAUUCAAAUGGCUAUGAGAUUUAUUCUGAAAUGAUGCAAUCAUCAGAAAUUUCGAAUAAUCCACCAGCAAUAUCUUUAAACUGCACAACUUGGGAUUUCACUUCAAAUUCAAUUUUAUUAUCUAAAGCAAUUACAUGUGCAGAACAACAAUUAAACAAAGCUGCUAAUCAAGAUUUAGAAUUGAAUCAUGAACAUUUAGCUAUUCAAAAUACUUUAAUUGUACAAAAUUUUACUAAUAGUGUACUGAUAAUUCAUUGGACACCAACUAAACAGAUCGACGUCAGUAAUCAAGUGAUUGUUGAGAACAACAAGAACAAGAAAUUAGUAAGCAAUUUUCGAAUUGAACCAACAAUAAAAGAACUUGCACCGAAUAGUUCAACAGAAUUCAACAUUAUGUUUACACCAGUAAGUGAUUAG
Molecule: messenger RNA, 1488 nt
Organism: Schistosoma turkestanicum
Lineage: Eukaryota; Metazoa; Platyhelminthes; Trematoda; Strigeidida; Schistosomatidae
Source: the annotation of a GenBank genome assembly